AUGGCUGACAGUGCAGCGGCCAACAGCGACGGCGAGGAUGGACCCCGACAGCCCAUGAGGGGCUUCGCCCGCCAAGGAGCGCUCCGUCAGAAGAACGUCCACGAAGUGAAGGACCAUAAAUUCAUCGCACGCUUCUUCAAGCAGCCCACCUUCUGCAGCCACUGCACCGACUUCAUCUGGGGGUUUGGCAAGCAGGGAUUCCAAUGUCAAGUGUGCUGUUUUGUGGUGCACAAACGUUGCCAUGAGUUUGUCACUUUCUCCUGCCCAGGAGCUGAUAAAGGUCCAGCUUCAGAUGAUCCAAGGGCGAAGCACAAGUUUAAGAUCCACACUUACUCCAGUCCGACAUUCUGUGACCAUUGUGGUUCUCUGCUGUAUGGUCUUAUUCACCAAGGCAUGAGAUGUGACCAUUGUAUGAUGAACAUCCAUAAACGCUGUGUGGCCAAUGUGCCGAGUCUGUGUGGAACAGACCACACUGAGAGAAGAGGUCGUAUUUACAUCAGUGCUGAGAUCAAGACUAACGUGCUUACUGUGACCAUCAAAGAGGCCAGGAAUCUUGUCCCAAUGGAUCCCAACGGUCUGUCAGAUCCGUACGUGAAGCUCAAACUGAUCCCAGACCCUCGCAGUGAAAGUAAACAGAAGACCAAGACCAUUAAGUGCUGUCUCAACCCCGUCUGGAAUGAGACCUUUAAAUUCCACCUGAAGGAGUGCGAUAAGGACCGUCGUCUUUCCGUGGAGGCUUGGGAUUGGGACCUGACUAGCCGCAAUGACUUCAUGGGAUCACUGUCCUUUGGCAUCUCAGAGCUGCAAAAGCAGGGAGUGGACGGAUGGUUUAAGAUGCUCUCCCAGGAAGAAGGAGAGUACUUCAAUGUUCCCGUUCCGCCGGAGGGGGAGGAGGGCAACGAGGAGCUUCGGCAGAAAUUUGAGAGGGCUAAAAUUGGUCCGAGCAAGAACACUGAAGGCAAAUCUGCCAAUGCCGCUCGCUUCGACUCCAAUGGCAACCAAGAUCGCAUGAAGCUGUCUGAUUUCAACUUCCUUAUGGUGCUGGGAAAGGGCAGCUUUGGCAAGGUGAUGCUUGCUGAGCGUAAAGGGACGGAAGAUUUGUAUGCAAUUAAGAUCCUGAAGAAGGAUGUGGUGAUCCAAGACGAUGACGUGGAGUGCACCAUGGUGGAGAAGAGGGUCUUAGCGCUGUCGGGAAAGCCACCCUUCUUAACACAGCUGCACUCCACAUUCCAGACCAUGGACCGCUUGUACUUUGUCAUGGAGUACAUUAAUGGUGGAGAUCUCAUGUAUCAGAUUCAGCAGGUCGGGAAGUUCAAGGAGCCCCAUGCUGUAUUCUACGCUGCAGAGAUUGCCAUUGGCUUGUUCUUCCUGCAUCAAAAGGGCAUCAUCUACAGAGACCUCAAGCUGGACAAUGUAAUGCUGGACUGUGAGGGUCACAUUAAAAUCGCCGACUUUGGCAUGUGUAAAGAAAAUAUGAAUGAUGGAGUCACUACCAAAACCUUCUGCGGAACACCUGACUACAUAGCACCAGAGAUCAUCGCUUACCAGCCUUAUGGGAAAUCUGUGGACUGGUGGGCAUUUGGAGUUCUCCUUUAUGAAAUGCUGGCUGGACAGCCUCCAUUUGAUGGCGAGGAUGAGGAUGAGUUAUUUCAGUCCAUCAUGGAGCACCAUGUGUCCUAUCCCAAGUCCAUGUCCAAGGAGGCUGUGGCUAUCUGUAAAGGGUUGAUGACCAAGCAUCCAGCCAAGCGACUAGGCUGCGCUCCAGAGGGGGAGAGAGACAUCAGGGACCACAGCUUCUUCCGCUACAUGGACUGGGAGAAGUUGGAGAACAAGGAGGUGCAGCCGCCCUUCAAACCCAAAGCUUGCGGACGGGAUGCUGAGAACUUUGACCGUUUUUUCACGCGCCACCCACCUGUGCUGACCCCGCCCGACGAGGAAGUGAUUCAGAACCUGGACCAAGAUGAAUUCCAAGGAUUCUCUUUUAUCAACCCAGAGUUCCCUGGAAGCGCUCCUAAUGCCCCUCUUGCCGAGCAGGCUUGA
Nerophis lumbriciformis (worm pipefish) is the source of this 2040-nucleotide messenger RNA. Lineage: Eukaryota; Metazoa; Chordata; Actinopteri; Syngnathiformes; Syngnathidae. The record is from RefSeq and is a predicted model, not a curated record.